AUGUCCACUGACACCCUUCCGUGGCCCGCACCAACCUCGCUGGCGGGUUUUCUUCUCGGUAUUAUUUUUGUACUCGUCACCAACUUUGUUAUUCAAACCUUUAACUCUUUUACCGGGCUUUUAUUAUUCCUUUUUCUCCCACUGUGCUGCGCAGUCACACUUUCUUCGGUAAUCUAUGCCCUCUUCUCAUGCAACAUUGCCCUCUACUUUGCUCCUACAUUCCGCUGUCGCGACCUUGAUGCACGUGGUUUUCGAAAGAAUCUCGCAAUCGCGCUUUGCCUCGGUGGCACUUUUGCAUGCAGCUUGCUCCUUGUUUCCCACGCCUUUAGGGUACUUGAAAAUCCUCGUAUCGUUUGGCCAUUCGGGGUCUAUCUUGCAUUUUUGACCUUUUUUCACUGGUCCGAGUUCUUUAUUACUGCUCUCACAAGCCCUUUACGAGCCGACAUUGAUUCGUAUAUGUUAGUCCAUAGUCCGGAAUACCUGGCAGCAGUGGCCCUUAGUUUUGCCGAAUACUGGCUAGGUAUGUGGUUGUGGCCUACGAAAGCAACCAAUUACCUCUGGAUAAACCUUGCUGGUCUGCUUAUUUGUAUUGCGGGGGAAAGUCUCCGAAAAGUAGCCAUGUGGACCGCAGCUGACAAUUUUUCGCACUUUGUCGAGCACACACUGCGGCGCGAGCACCAACUUGUUCGAAGUGGCGUUUACGCUUGGUGUCGGCAUCCGGCCUAUGUCGGCUGGUUCUUCUGGAGUCUUGGCACACAACUCCUCCUGGCCAAUCCGCUAUGCUCGAUUGUUUAUCCCUUGGCAGCCUACGCCUUCUUUCGCGACCGAGUUUAUUCCGAGGAGCAGAGUCUAGUGGCAUUUUUUGGCGAGGCCUAUCGAUCAUACCAACGGGAAGUUGGCACUGGCUUGCCAUUUAUUCGUGGAUACGUAGAUAAGAAUGAGGAUGGUGAUUAUCGGUAG
Mesocestoides corti is the source of this 960-nucleotide messenger RNA. The record is from the annotation of a GenBank genome assembly. Lineage: Eukaryota; Metazoa; Platyhelminthes; Cestoda; Cyclophyllidea; Mesocestoididae.